AGAUAAGGUUAUAUCACUGCAGUACAUCAGGAUUGUCCAGCUGUGGGCGUGUUUCUUCAGCGUCAGAUCAACGUCACACACAGAUGCGGAAGUUCAUGUCACCGUGGAGAACGUAAACUGAUAUCAAGUGACUUCAGAAAAGGCAAGAAGCUGCAAAAGAAAGGAAUCAUGAAGAUUAAAGCAUGUUAACUCAGAGCAAAGCGCGCAGAGGUGAUCCACCUGUGCGCAGAUGUCCCGGGGUAGAACUUAUUACGGACAGACCUUUGCGCUUUGAGACCCGGUGCGACUUUGUGGAUGUGGACUCUGCGGGAAAUGGACCGACGGGAGGUCAUCGUGUGCAUCGCAAAAUUUAGUCUUUUCACUUUUCUGCGAUAGCUGCAAUCACGACUCCAAGAGUAUCUGAUGACUGGACUGAGGAGGAUGUGAUUAGCUGGUUCUGAAAGGGGGCGGGGUUUAUUGGGGUUUAUUUAGUCUAAGUGGGAGGAGAUGCAGGGUGGGAGGGUUAAGUUAAGGUGUAAUUCCAUGAUGAGCCUAAACAAAACUCAAGGAGAGAAGAAGGUUAAAACGGUUUCGAACAGUAUGGAGAGCCUGCAGGAGCUGAGGCAGUUUCCACGGCAACUACAAGGACAUGCAAAGACUAACCAUGUUCUGAGACGGUCAGACCCAAGGUCAGAGAAGAUUGCCAAAGCCAAGUGGGACUUUCUGUUUGGGGCACCAUCUGAUGAAUGUUGUUUUACUGAAGGUGCUACCUCGGUGGCCCCCAGCAGGCGCUCCGCCGGCUCCUCUGUCCGAGCUAGCCGGGACAGUGUGGGGCAGAGGCUUCUGCAUCACAAAGUACAGCAGAUUGAGGUGGAGCUGUUCGCCCCCGACCCUCACAGUUCCAGCUCUGGAAUCAUCCGCAGAACUUUGAAGUACUCUGAGACUGACCUGGACGCAGUGCCUCUGCGCUGUUACCGGGAGACGGAUCUGGAUCAGGUGAUGCAGGCUGAAGCUGACGUGUUUGAGGAGAAUGAAGCUGAGGUGGACUCUGCCUUUGGGAGUGACCGCAGUAUUCUUGGAGCUUCCAGUUUCAGUCCUGAGGAUGUAGAAGCUAAACAGAAGAACUCACACAAUGAGGAACCCACAGUGGGCCCCCCUGGCAGAGGAGAGAAGGGCCUCAGAACUUCCAGAGAGAUGAUAAGACCUUUGGAUACAGGCCCUGACUCUCACUGCGCUCUCAAGUCUCCUGUGUCCUUGAGCAGUCCGCGCUGUUCCUCUGACAGCAACCUGGACUCUUUCAGCCGCCAUUUUGAAAACAUCAUGGAGUCACACCGAGCCAAGGGUACCUCCUACAGCAGUCUGGACAGUGUGGACGUCCUCACCACAGGGUCCACUUCAGUCUUUACCUUUGACCUUCCCACACUCACCCCUGAGAUACAGACACAGAUUUCUGACACAGCCCGGCAACUGAUGGACCUAAGCUUUGCCCCUCUGUCCCGCUCUCUCCUCCCUGGUGCCUCAGUGACCUCUGCAUCUGAAGGGUCCCCCAGUGCCUCCAACCAGACCCAGGACUGUCACAUGAACCGGGAUCAGUCCUCAGUCCUCAACAUGGGCUCAGGUCCAAAAGAAGGCUUUAAAAAAGUCAGCUCUGCUCCAUCUCUCCACAGCAGUGUCAGGGAACAUGUGAAGUGCCCCCCGGAGCUACUGUACCCUCAGUCUGAUGUGGCACAACGUUUGGCCCGUGCAGACAGCAUCGAUGCACUGAACGGGCUCAAAGCAGACCUGCAGGCUGCCAAGAGGCUUGCCCAACGCCUCUAUAGCCUGGACGGCUUUAAAAAGUCUGAUGUGGCCAGACACCUCAACAAAAAUAACGAAUUCAGUCGCUCUGUGGCCGAGGAAUACCUGAGCCUCUUUGACUUCAGCGGCCUCACCAUUGACCAGGCUCUCAGGUUAUUUCUGAGGCGCUUGGCUCUGGUGGGAGAGACUCAGGAGCGAGAGCGACUCCUCACACACUUCUCUCACAGAUACACACAGUGUAACCCGCACUGCCUCAACACAGAAGACAGCGUCCACACCUUGACCUGUGCUGUCAUGCUGCUCAACUCAGACCUCCAUGGAAAUAAUGUGGGGAAGAGGAUGUCCUGCAGUCAGUUUAUCACAAACUUGGAGGGACUAAACGAUGGAAAGGACUUCUCCAAAGAGCUCUUGAAGACGCUGUACACGUCCAUCCGGAGUGAGAAACUGCAGUGGACUAUUGAUGAGGAGGAAGUGCAGAAGCCUGGGACCACUGUGGCACCAGACGCUCGAAAAGACUCUGCAUCCCACACACUGAAGCGUCAGGGGCCCAGCGGGGCCCCUCUGCUCAGCAUGGCCCAGCAGGCCAACGAGCAGCUCCACAAGAGUGGGGUCUUGGUGCGCAAACUUCACGCUGACCAGGACGGCAAGAGAACUCCUCGAGGUAAAAGAGGAUGGAAGUCUUUUUACGGCACCCUGAAGGGGCUGGUGCUCUACCUGCAGAAGGAGGAGUACCGUUCAGGGCAGGAGCUGUCCCAGGAGGACCUGAAGAAUGCAGUGUCUGUGCAUCACUCUUUGGCCAUGAGAGCCGUGGACUACAGCAAACGAGCCAAUGUCUUCUAUCUGAGGACUGCCGAUUGGAGAGUGUUCCUCUUCCAGGCUACGAGUGCAGAGCAGAUGCAGUCCUGGAUCACUCGUAUUAACAUAGUGGCAGCCAUGUUCUCCGCUCCACCCUUCCCUCCAGCCAUUGGCUCUCAGAAGAGGUUCAGUCGACCCCUUCUUCCAGGGUCCAAUACCAAACUGUCCCAGGAAGAGCAGCUGAAAUCCCAUGAAAAUCGCUUCAGAGCAGUGUCUGCUGAACUGACUGAAGUCAUCGCAGAGUCCAAGUUCAAAGGUCGUGAUGUAGAGGAGCAGAAACAACGGCAGGAGUACCUGGAGUUUGAGAAAACUCGCUAUGGCACCUAUGCCAUGCUGAUGAGGGCAAAGCUCCAGUUUGGCACAGAGGACCUCUCUGCCUUUGAGUCUCGUCUGUUAAGUGAUAGUGGUCUCCACAGAGCCCACUCCAGCCCUGCCUUGCCCCAGUACAGCUCUUUAAAGGACAGGGGCCCCAGCAGCAGGUCCAAGAGUCUCAAAGUCAUCUCCACUCACACCAAAGAGGAGAGUCUGAAUGGGACCAAGCCGGACAGCAAAGCAGAAAACAAGACUGAAGUAUCCUAAUGCGAAGUGAAAACAUCAUGAGUUUCCUGCUGAUGGUCAAGAUAGAAUAUGUAAAAUGUACUAACAGCAGUCAGAUGCCAUCCAGGUAUUGCCUCAUUCACUCCACAAAACACUUAUUUCACCCGUGGAGCUUAACAAGAGCUUUAUACUUGUUCUUUCUGAUCAUGUCAAGGUACCACCUUAUUCUUUUAUUGUCUGUUAUAAUGACAGUGAGGACUUGUGCAGCUCGUCUUACUAUGUUUGAUGCACAGAACAUGGACAUUCCAGAUAAAACGUGUCACACCAAUCACUGCCCUUACAAUCACAGCCAAAACACUCUGGCUCACCUGUCCAGUCCAGUGCAUGUGGACACACUCCUACUCUGGACACUUUAGUGUUACUGUUUGGGAGGACUGGUUCAAGGCUGUAGCCUUAUACAUUUUCAACCUACAUUUGUGUUGUUGUUUUUUCACAAGGAGUAUAAUGUAUAUUUUGAAGAAAUGGCACUUUAAAUUAUUUUUUUGUGCUUUUUAUGUUGUUUUUUGUGGACUGUAUUUUUCAUAUUUUCUGAGUUAGCAUCACAGUGCUGUAUUAUUAGUCUGAGCUGUAGCUGUGUAAAGUAUAAUCUGACCAAGCUUUGCAAUGCUGUAGAUACACAUAUAUUCAGUAUAAUCUACACAAAGGCCAAAAUACAUAGUACAUUCCCUGUUACAUAUUCCAUGGAAUAUUACUAAAAUACUUGACUAUUAUUAUGGGCCCACUCAUGUGACAUGAUUCCACUGUUGGGGAAACUUUUUAUUUGAACAUUUAUAAUGUCCCUAAAAUGAGUUUGAGUUAGACUUUAUCCACAGAUGUGGUUCUGGAGUAUCGACUGAUCCACAGUACAGUUUGGCCUGGUGUAACUUUAGGAGUUUGGUCUUCUGUACCAGAUGCUGGCAGCCUCCACAUGUAAAGACCAAGGAAACAUCUCCUAGAUACAAUUGUCUGACUUUAUUGUGUAUUUGCUGUGGCUGCUGUGGCCAGCACUUACAGGGUUUUUCAAACUUUGCUGUAAGCUAUAUUAACUAUAAACUAACCACUGUUGUCUUUUCAAUCUCCACCAGACACAAAUUCCCUUCAUUUGUAACUUGUUUACAAAAGAAGCUUAAUAUUUAAUGCUUAGUGGACAAUGGCACCACCGCUGUUCCAAGCUCCUGCUUUUGCCCCAGGCAAAUGCCUGCUUGGCCUGUUGUUCCUUCCAUCAGUAUUGUGUUAAACAGUAUAUGCAGGUUAUAUAAAUGGUAUUUUGAUUUUUGGGAGCCAUUCCAACUUGAAGCUGAAAGCCUUGUUAUGCAGAAGUGUACAUGACUUCACAUUGAAAAGCCAUAUUGCAGUUAGCAUAGGCUGCAUUUUAGGGUACUUAUUUUGUUUUUAAAUACUAAAUUUCAGACCAAGCAAUUUAUUUAUUCUUUCAAUCAACAGCAAAAGUUAAUAUAUUUUGGAGAUUAUAUUUUUUUAGCCUUGUGGUGAGUAUUUGCUGCAGCUGUACAUAAUGUCAACCUCAAGUUUUGGUUUCUGUAUUUGUAUCACGUCAAAGAACAAUAAACAA
Messenger RNA from Boleophthalmus pectinirostris (great blue-spotted mudskipper), 4777 nucleotides. Its product is annotated as PH and SEC7 domain-containing protein 1-like. Lineage: Eukaryota; Metazoa; Chordata; Actinopteri; Gobiiformes; Gobiidae. Gene Ontology annotation, biological process: regulation of ARF protein signal transduction. The record is from RefSeq and is a predicted model, not a curated record. Bases 487 to 3210 code for a protein of 907 amino acids. The transcript has 19 exons. Gene Ontology annotation, molecular function: guanyl-nucleotide exchange factor activity.